GAUACAACAACAAUAACAGCUACAACAGCAGAUACAACAACAGUAACAGCUACAACAGCAGAUACAACAACAACAACAAGAGCUACAACAGCAGCAACAACAGCAGAUACAACAACAACAGCUACAACAACACUUUCACGUCAGCAACAGUGGUAGCAAUUGAAACAGGCGGAGAUGGGCCGACCAAGCCGCGACGCUGACGAUGCUGGCUCUGCCAACAACUUCAGGGUGUGCGUGCGCAUCCGACCAGAGAACGAGGAAGAGAAGACGGGCACAUUCAAGCAAGUGGUCCAAGUCCUCGACGAGCAGAUGCUCGUGUUUGAUCCAAAGACGGACAACACGCCAAGUUUCUUGGGUGCACCGCGCCGGCGUCAUCCCCGCUUCCUUCGACGACGCGCCAGGGACGUGAAGUUUGUGUUUGACCAAGUGUUCGACGCCGACGCUUCCCAAGACGACGUCUUCCAGAGCACCACAAAACCGAUCAUCGAUGGGGUGUUGGAUGGAUACAAUGCUUCCGUCUUCUGCUAUGGCGCCACCGGUGCUGGCAAGACUCACACCAUGCUCGGACACAACAAGGCACCUGGCGUGAUUGUGCUGACGGUGCAAGAACUGUUCAAGCGCAUUCGCGAGCGCCAGGACGACAUCUCGUGCAACGUGGCGGUGUCAUAUCUGGAGGUGUACAACGAGCGCAUCAGGGAUUUGCUCAAGCCAAGCUCGGGCGAGCUCAGGCUAAGGGAAGACAGAAAAGGCGUUGUUGUUGCCGGCCUGUCGGUCCACGAACCAAAAGACGCAUCCUCUCUGCUGCGGUUGCUGGAGCGUGGAAACGAGAACAGGACACAACAUCCGACGGACGCAAACGCAACAUCAUCGCGCUCGCACGCUGUCUUCAUUGUCCACGUACACCAGACGCCAAAGGGCGCAGGCAUCAAGGCGGAUGUGAGCGUUGCCAAGAUGAUGCUGAUUGAUCUCGCUGGUUCAGAGAGGGCCACAGCGACACGAAACCGUGGACAGCGCAUGCGUGAGGGCGCGAACAUCAACAAGUCGCUUCUUGCUCUCGGCAACUGCAUCAACGCCCUCGCUUCCGGCAAGAAGAAGUCGUGCCACAUUCCGUAUCGCAACUCAAAUCUCACCCGUAUCCUAAAGGACUCACUUGGCGGCAACUGCAGAACUGUCAUGAUCGCAAACUGCUCCCCUUCAAGUCGCAGUUUUGAAGACACGUACAACACGCUCAACUACGCAAACCGCGCGAAGAACAUCAAGGUGACACUGCGGAAGAACGUGGUGAACGUCGACUUCCACGUGACGCGAUACAAGAAGAUUGUGGAGAGCCUGCAGUCGGAGCUCACGUCCAUCAAGACAAAGCUGCGGAAGACGCAGCAAGCGCUGGAGGAGGCGCGAAAAGUGAAACCGCCACCGUCACCAGCGCCGGCCCUGCAGGAGGAUGUGCUGUCACGUGGCAUGAAGUCCCUCGUGCCCAUGUUCCAGACACGACGCAAGAUCAUCCAACAGAUUACCCGGGCAGAGGCGGCGUCGCGUGCGAGAGAGGCGGACAUUCGCAAGGCGAAACGCGAGGCGAAGAGGGGCGACUGGCUCCGGCACCACGGGCUCACCUCCGUCGAUCCACAGCCGCAUGUGGAGCGCGCCAACGCUGAUGUUGUUCGCAGCUCCGAUGAGAAGCUCAAGUCGGAUGCCGACCUGAAGGUCCUUGGCGAGAAGCUGGUUCGUAACACAAAGGAAAACGCUGUGUGGCAGGCGGGCAUUGAGAAGACAGUUGGCACGGGGCUGGAGCUAAAGAUGCUCAAGUACAUCUACCAGUGCCACGCCAUGCAGUGCGAGAACAUUGGGCUGAAGAUGCGGGUGGACGGUCUUCACAACGAACUCCGCCACGAAAUCAAAGAGAAUGCGCGCGCAGACCGCGUUGUCACCGUCCUCAUGAAGGCUUGCGCCCGGAUGCGCGCGCGCUUGACGGAUGUCGGUGCGGAGGAAGACAAGGAGCUACUCGAAUCUGCGGACAACGCUCUCAACCUCGCCCUCUCCGGCAAGGAGGUGGCGUGGCCUGAUCGCCAGUCGCUUGAAUCCAAGAACGAGCUCAUCCAGGGAACGCCAGACAAGCUACACACGCCCAUGAAGGCGCUCUCUGCAAAGCGCGCACCUAUGCGCUCUGUGAACAAGACGUACACAACACAAGGCAGAACGGACGCACAAGCUGCAGAGGCAUCCGUCAAGAGCAGCGAGGGAACAGCGACGCAGCCGUGCACACCAAUGGAGACAACACGCGACUCGAGCGCCCGCCCAUCGCGGCGCCGCAACCCGCGGUACAUGUCAGACCUGUCGACGCCCGACAAGUGGGAUGAGCAGCAGGAUGCAAAGCAGAGCACUGCACCGGGCACGAAGCGGCUGUCAAGCACCCCACUUGCAGACGGCAACCAGGACCUGCCUGCCGCACUGCAUUCACCAGAUCAGAGCGCCAUUCUGCCCGCGUCCACGCGCAAUGCGCGGAGAAAAGAGGCGCUGCACGAGGUGAGGACGUCACUCAACCUCACCUUUGACAUGUCUGGGGACGAGCAAUCAAGCAGCGACGACAACAGCUCGCACAAGGAGAACGAAGACACCACAUCGGGCAACAACCCGGAUGCAACAAAGACGGUUGUUGACUCGCAGAGCGCAGUGCGUACGCCAGCCAAGGCGUCAUCACACCGGCCCCUCAUUCGCCCCUCUCGUUCCGCUAAGAAGGAGAAGCAGAACGUCGUCUCCAAAUAUCAACGCAUGACCGCCGUCAGUCGCGGCGCCAGCAGCAAGAAUGCCAACGUUCGCAGCGAGCGACCCCGCGCCCUUGCCAUGCGCAAUGGUGACAAGCAGUCCAGAUGGGCAAAGGGGCGCCAGAAUCGUGCAGACACGAAGACCACACACAAGCUUGAAGGCACAAGGACCAGCAGGUCAAAGAGCGUGACGUCCUCUCGUGACCGCCAUGUGCCCACUGGUGCCGCAGAAUACCCAUGAUGCGCAAGGCGCCACACACACACACACACACACAC
Molecule: messenger RNA, 3035 nt
Organism: Salpingoeca rosetta
Lineage: Eukaryota; Choanoflagellata; Craspedida; Salpingoecidae
Product: kinesin motor domain-containing protein
Exons: 19
Coding region: 175-3000 (941 amino acids)
Biological process (GO): microtubule-based movement
Molecular function (GO): ATP binding; microtubule motor activity; microtubule binding
Source: RefSeq, a predicted model, not a curated record